AUGUCGAACCCUGAAGACUACGCCGUCGGCUGGAUCUGUGCCAUCAGCACGGAAUACGUCGCCGCACAGAGCCUCCUUGAUGAGAAACACGGUACGCCGAGAAGCGUCGCUAGACACGACAACAACGACUAUACUCUAGGCAGAAUCGGCGAGCACAACGUUGUGAUUGCCGUUCUGCCUGACGGCGAAUAUGGAAUCGCUUCUGCAGCCAGCGUUGCCCGAGACAUGCUGCAUAGCUUUCCAAAUGUCAGAAUCGGGCUGAUGGUUGGUAUCGGCGGAGGAGCCCCGAGUGAAAAGCAUGAUAUUCGCUUGGGCGAUGUCGUUGUUAGCGCUCCCCGUGAUGGAAAGGGCGGCGUCUUCCAGUACGACUUUGGCAAAACGAUACAGAACCAGAGCUUUCAGACAACUGGAUUCUUGAACCAGCCACCGGCCGUCUUGCGAGCAGCAAUGGCCGGGCUGAGGGCAGAGUAUGAAAGCGAGGGGCAUCAACUCGAAGCCACAAUCUGUGAUGUACUUGGUAAGAAGCCACGGCUUCGGAAGAAGUAUUCUCGGCCAGAACAGGCCAGCGACAUACUGUAUCGAAGCAAUAUCGUUCACCCAAUCGAUUCACAGGACAGUUGCAAGGUUGGGUGUGGCGACGAUAUAAAGAAGCUGGUAUCACGCCGUGAGCGGGAGGAACACGAAGACAACCCUGCUAUUCACUAUGGCCUCAUUGCGUCUGCCAAUCAACUCAUGAAGGAUGCCAUUAUGCGUGACACGCUGGCUUCAGAGAUGGGGGUCUUGUGUUUCGAGAUGGAAGCAGCUGGGCUGAUGAACCAAUUCCCGUGUCUGGUCAUUCGAGGGAUAUGUGACUAUUCGGAUUCGCACAAGAACAAGGAAUGGCAGGGAUAUGCUGCCAUGACCGCAGCCGCUUAUGCAAAGGAUCUUCUCUACCGCAUCCCACCGAACAACGUCGAGGCUGUACAGAAGAUCAGAGACGUCUUGGCUCAUGCAUUAGUUGCCAGUGCAAUUGACGAUAUGAAGAACGAGUGGGAAAAUAACAAAGACCUUGCCAUCCUUGACUGGAUCACCCCCUUAAACUACGGUCCGCAGCACAGCGAUUUCUUCCACAGGAGACAGCCUGGAACCGGUCAAUGGCUCUUAGAAUCGGAAGAAUACAGGACUUGGUUGACCGAGAGUGAUAAGACACUCUUCUGUGUCGGGAUCCCUGGAUCAGGCAAGACCAUUCUCACUGCAAUCGUCGUCGAAGAUCUUCGAAAUCGAACAUCCAAUGAAGCAAGCAUCGGACUCGCUUAUAUAUAUUGCAACUUCAAACGGCAGGACGAACAAGGCAUCGAGGGCUUGAUCGCAAGCUUGGUGAAGCAGCUGAGCCGGAAGAGGCCUUGUUUGCCCGAUAUCAUCAGAAAUCUACAUGAAAAGCACGAGAAAGAGAAAACUAGGCCAUCACUCGAUGAGCUGAUGAAAGCUUUGCGGUCGAUAGCCACCAUGUACUCAAAGCUUAUCAUUGUGAUCGACGCGCUAGAUGAGUGCGUCGCAUUCAGUCGCUCGAGAUUAUUAUUAUAUAUCUCCAGUCUCCGUACUCGCGCUUCAGUCAGUCUUUUCACAACUUCCAGGCACAUUCCAGAUAUCGAGAAGGAGUUUGAAGGAAGCCUCAGGAGAGAAGUUCUGGCUAGCGAGGAAGAUUUGCACCGAUACAUUGAGGCUCACAUGGAAUAUCUGCCCGGCUUCUUGUCUGACAUGAACGAUCUCAAGCAGGAGAUUGAGGCGGAGCUUAUUAAGGCAGCCCAAGGAAUGUUCCUCCUCGUUAAUCUGAGCCUUGAGUCCCUGAGAGGGACGACGUCGAGAUUGGAAGUGAAGUCCACUCUCAAGAAACUCAGAAGUCAAAAGCAUGAAGAGAAAGGACAAGACGGACUGCAGACCGCCUUAGAGCAGGCUUAUGAUGAAGCCAUGGACAGGAUAGACCGCCAGAGUCCCGAUCAGCAGCGCCUUGGGAGAAAUGCCUUAGCAUGGAUUUGUUGUGCAAAACGGCCUCUUAGCCCACUGGAACUUCGACAUGCUCUCGCAGUGAAGCCUGAAGAUAAUGCUUUCGAUGCAGAUAGCCUUCGUGAGGCUGGUACCAUCAUCUCGGUCUGCGCUGGUUUGGUCACAAUUGAUGAAGAGAGUAACGUCGUUCGACUGGUGCACUACACAACUCAGGAGUAUUUUGAUCGAAGGCAAAACCACUUGUUCCCGAAUGCCGAGACAAAGAUUGCAGCAUUCUGUUGCAAGUACCUCUCCAACAUCCCUUGUAUUGGUGACGAUGGCCUAUACAAAGAGCCUACAGACUUACGGCAGUCAAAUCCACUGCUGGACUACGCAGGCAGGAACUGGGGGCGCCAUGCUUGUCUGUUGCCAGAGAUUCCUCGCGGUGUCCGAGACUUUAUGACGUGUUCGACCACAGUUGAAACAGCAGCUCGAGCAUAUUUUUUGCCUAACUUAUGGGCCUGGUAUACCAAAGAGCCGUGGCAAUGGGAUGGCCUUCACUUGGCGGCUCUCUUUGGCAUUUGCAAAGCUCUUGAAUUCCUUCCCCACGACCAGAAGCACUUGGAAUCAAAGGACAAGGAACGAAGGACGCCACUUACAUAUGCCGUUCUGGAAAGGCAUCACGAUAUGAUCCGCCUUCUGAUCGGAAAGGGUGCUUCAAUCAAUAUCGAGGACGAUCUUCACUAUACACCACUAGCAUACGCUAUCAAAGUUUCUGAUGAAUCAACGGUUCGCCUUCUUCUCGAAUUCCGAUUACUGCUCGAAAAGGGCGCUGACUUUACACAAUUACUGGAUGCUCUCCAGGAGUCAGAUGAAGAUCCGCAUCAACAUGGCCUCGACGCUCAAGAUGGAGGGCAGCAAAAGCAGGCACAAAUCGCGCAAUUAGCUCUUGAAAAGGGAACCUUGAUGCACCUUAAAUCGGAGGACAAUCAACGGUUGUUAUUUCUUGCAGCGAGGCAUGGACACAUGAACCAUCUCCAACUUUUGCUUCAACGGGGCGUUGCGAUUCAUUCGAGGGAUAGAUCAGGCAGCACGGCACUUUUCUAUGCUGCUCGUGCAGGGAAUGCAGAUACUGUUCGGCUACUCCUUGAAAUGGGCCUCAAGAUCAAUUCCCAAGAUGAAAAUGGCCAGACUCCGCUAUCACUUGCUGCUACUUCCCUCGAUGAUGGCAGGGCCGCCAUCGAAGGUGCUGCGAUUGAAGCGAGAGACAAUGAUGGUCAAACAGCAUUGAUGAAACGGUCGAGGCCAGAGAUAAUCUCGGACGAACAGCUUUACUACAUGCUCUACAUGCAUGGCAUCUGGAUGACCUUCAUAACAAUGCCGUUGACGUACUACUUGCCCAAGGUGCCGACGUCAAGGCUAGAGAUAACUUGGGACAAACAGCUCUGA
This is a messenger RNA of Trichoderma citrinoviride, 3411 nucleotides long. RefSeq lists its product as hypothetical. The record is from RefSeq and is a predicted model, not a curated record. Gene Ontology annotation, molecular function: catalytic activity; protein binding. Lineage: Eukaryota; Fungi; Ascomycota; Sordariomycetes; Hypocreales; Hypocreaceae. Gene Ontology annotation, biological process: nucleoside metabolic process. The transcript is spliced from 6 exons. The coding region runs from base 1 to 3411 and encodes 1136 amino acids.